AUGCGACCAUCCCGGCUAUUCCUUAGUGCUUUCGUCUCAAACAGUGAUGCAAACAUACCCUUAGUGUACGAAACUUCGGCCGGUGCUUUAAUCAAUGUGGAUGACGCAGUAAGGCGGUCUUCCUCUGUCGUUUGCUCAGUUUGCCAACGAAUUGGUGCCUCACUUCGAUGUUACAAACUGAACUGCGAAAAAUAUUUUCAUGUUUUAUGCGCGAAAUCAACAAGGGGAAAAUUCAUGAAGGAUAAGUUAAUUGCAAAACUGUUCCACAGCGAAGCCGAUCGUUUGGUGCUACGGAUUGGUAGUCUUACAUUCAAUCACAUUGGACAGCUACUUCCAGAACAGCUGAAAGCCUUCCACAAUUCGGAGCACAUUUUCCCG
Messenger RNA from Gongylonema pulchrum, 378 nucleotides. The record is from the annotation of a GenBank genome assembly. Lineage: Eukaryota; Metazoa; Nematoda; Chromadorea; Rhabditida; Gongylonematidae.